Messenger RNA from Liolophura sinensis, 1245 nucleotides. Its product is annotated as monocarboxylate transporter 13-like. Bases 1 to 1245 code for a protein of 414 amino acids. The record is from RefSeq and is a predicted model, not a curated record. The transcript is spliced from 4 exons. Lineage: Eukaryota; Metazoa; Mollusca; Polyplacophora; Chitonida; Chitonidae. Gene Ontology annotation, molecular function: monocarboxylic acid transmembrane transporter activity. Gene Ontology annotation, biological process: transmembrane transport; monocarboxylic acid transport.
AUGGAGUCGAGGGAAAAGCCGUGGGGAUGGGUUGUUGUUGCUGCAUCCUUCAUGGUACACACUUUGGUGUUCGGGGUGUGCUGGUCAUCCGGUAUCUUCAACUCGAUCUUUUUGGAAGUCUUUGGGGCCUCUAAAGCGACAACAUCAUGGGCUGGAGGACUGAAUAUGGCCACCUUGUGUGCCGUAGGCCCUCUCGCCAGUGUCUUGAUAAACAGAUUUGACUGUCAAAAAGUGGCGAUAUUUGGAGGUCUGAUUAUGUCGUUUGGCCUCGGCAUUUGCUACUUCGCACAAAGUAUUUUCUUUAUGAUCGGAUCGUUUGGAUUUGUGGCAGGUUUUGGAGGUGGAAUUUGCUACAUCCCUGCCGUUGCUAUCACCAGUUACUAUUUUGACAAGAGACGGUCAAUUGCGAUCGGAUUAGCCGUUUCUGGGAUCGGUUUAGGAUCGUUCGGAUUUCCUCCUCUGAUCCGAUUUUUACAUCACCAAUUCGGUUGGCGGGGCUCGUUUCUAGUUUUGGCUGCACUCGUUCUGAACAUCUGUGUGUGUGGCGCCCUCAUGCGGCCGAUUACUGUCAGGGAGAUACUUAAUAAUGGCGACAAUAAGCUAAUGGACAUGAGCCUUUUGAGGAAUUAUGGAUUCGUCUUCCUUGGUGUAAACAACAUGUUCUUUUGCUUUGGAUUUUCGGUGGUAUCCGUACACUUGGCGGCAUACUCGGAGUCUCAAGGCACGAAUACAAACUGGAGCUCCUGGCUAAUAUCCGCGAUUGGAAUGUCAAACUUGGUGGGUCGGAUUACGUUUGGGUUCCUUGGCCAAUGUCGUAAACUUGACAUCAUCGUCAUGUACGCAGUGGGUUUUUUUAUAUGUGGUCUCACGAUCGCCCUCAUGCCCGCUUUUCCCAGCGACAGUCUCCGAAUGGUGCUCGGCUCGAUGUUCGGAUUCCUCUCGGGUUGUUUCGGAACUCUGCUUGUGCCAAUCGUCGCGGCGCUCGUCGGCCUUCAUAGGCUGUCCAAUGCCUAUGGACUACUUCUAGUCUUUGAAGGAAUAGGAACAUUAUCUGGGGCUCCUUUUGCAGGUUGGUUGUUCGAUAUCACUCAGCAAUAUGACGCCUCCCUGUUCGUGGGCGGUGGAUUCCUCACCCUCAGCUCAGCCUUUAUGGUUGGACCCUUCAUCAAAAUCCGGACAGACGCCAAACAUGACGUUAUGGAAUUACAAAUGGACGACUUACAAGUGAUGGAGGAAAACGUCUAG